CUAUGAUAAUGAUAUGAUAUUGCAAUAAGCAGGGGGCCGAUUAGUCAUCGGAUAGAAUGUAACCAUUGAGCACAUCAUUACCCCGACCUCUCACCUCACUGCCUCGACACACCGUGACAAAUUCUACUUAUCUAGGCAAUCCCAUCUCCACGUGUAGAGGCCCUCUCCUCCAUUCUCUUCUUCUUCAGCCGAACCAAAUCCCUUUCUCGUUUCCGAACUCUUUCUGGUGCAUUGGGUCCAAGUUUUAUGUCAACUCAUUCUUUCCAGUCAGAUUGACGUCAUUGGCACUGAAUAAUAGCGUGACUCCUGCGAUCGUAGGUCACAACUCUUUGAUUUUCGAAAUCCAUUAGCGUCAAAAUAUGGUCCAAACGAGAGGAUAUGCCCGACUGGGGCCCGAUAUCUCUCUAUAUACCCCAGAGCAGCCUAAGAUCGGACAGCUGGUCAUUAUAUGCCCAUCCAUUGGCAUCGCCAAAACCAGAUAUGUCUGUGAUUAUGAGUCGCUUUAUCGCAACAGUGCCCCCCGCGCGAAGAUUCUCAUACUGUCUCCCACCAAGUCAGGCAUGCUUAGCUCUUAUCAAAAACAAGAAGAUGCUAUGAAGCCGGCUGCAGACGCAAUUUGUGAUAUCUUGAAUGAGUGUGACCGUCUUCAAUCCGCCGUCGGCGGCUCCAAAAACUCUCAUACUCGACCCCGGAUACUCUUGCAUGCGAUAGGCAAUGGGGGAUUCAAUUCAGCAACAAAUCUCUUAGUCGCCCUUGAACGCAGAACGAAGAGGAACUUACCACUAGUCGGGCUGAUCUGCGACAGCGCACCCGGCGGCGCCUCGUACACCAAAGCAUGCCGGGCUCUAACGUACUCCUUCAUCACUGAUCUUACAACGGAUUUCCCCACCGGAAUACUUCGUUGGGUGUUGGUCCACGCUGUACUUUCCAUCGUGUAUCUGUUCAUUGCUUUCACACGAUACGAGGCGCCUGGCGCUUACUGGCGCAAAUCGAUUCUAGACAAGAAGCUUAUUGACUGCAACAAAGUUUAUUAUUUUGCGUCGAUUGACGACAAGGUGACUGAUUGGAGGGACGUCUUGUCGCACGCGAAACAAGCUCGCCAACAAGGUUGGGAGGUCAAGGAGCUCUUAUAUGAUUAUACACCUCACUGCGGGCAUAUCAGGAGAGAGAAGCAAAGAAUCAAUUACGAGGAUGCUAUUUACUAUCUAUGGGAAGGCAAAAAGAUAUGACCUUUACAACUGGGCAUGUGAUACCUGAUCAGUGACGGAGGAGGAUGGUACACGAGUUCUUGAAUUUUCAAGACAUGAAGUUUUUGGUUGUUGGUACUACAAGAUCAUGAUUAUGCUAAGAAUACGAUUAUUAUGAACCCCCUAAGCGCAAUAAAACAAUUACAGACUCAUAGCUCAUCGCAGCAAAAACCUCAAACUACACGGUUCAGGCCUUCUCAUCACAAGGAGAGGGAUAGUAAGAGCUCACGGCACACCCCUCACGAAACAUAACCCCGCGAAAGGAUCCAGCCACUGUUCUUCCGUUUUAAAUGACGAUUUAUUCGCGCACGUACCUUGAGAAAAAGGGCUUGGAGCACGCAAUUACGCGUGCUUCUUGCGAUUCUUGGCAGGGAGAGACGAUAGGUGGAGAUCUGACAUGCAGUUAUGCGGCGUCGCAGCCGAGACUAGAGUGACAUGCAUACUGCUGUCCAGGGGUCAGCUACCCGUCUAGGCAAACUCCGUUGCUGA
This is a messenger RNA of Xylaria bambusicola, 1736 nucleotides long. Its product is annotated as indole-diterpene biosynthesis protein-like protein PaxU. The transcript has a single exon. Lineage: Eukaryota; Fungi; Ascomycota; Sordariomycetes; Xylariales; Xylariaceae. The record is from RefSeq and is a predicted model, not a curated record. Bases 360 to 1229 code for a protein of 289 amino acids.